UUUUUUUUCCUAACCUCCAUCAUCUUCUAUUGUACCGACGUAUAAACACUUCUUUUCUCCAUCUCUCACACCAUGUUCCCAGGCAGCAUCUGGCCGGCCAAAGCAUCCACGACAGAGUCACUGAGUCUUUCGCCGCUGUGGUAAGAGCUCUCACUUACGGAGGAAAUUAUGGAGGUGUUCUGAAUGAAUUCAAGAGCUCAAUGUGCAGGCACGACCCGCUCUUCGAGGGGAACGACCAACGCGAUGCACACGACUUCCUGUCCGCUUUCCUCUUUGCUGCGAGGAAGGAAUUCAAAAAUCCAGAAGAUUCCCCCUUCAGUGACCUCUUUUUCGGAAAGGAGCAGGCGGUGAUUAAGUGCAAUGGAUGCAAAAACGAGGUUUUACGAAAAGAUGAAAUAUUUUCUUCCCUGACACUCACCGUCCACCCAAAUCAGCCCGGAAACCGAUUACAGACAUUGAUUGCCAACGCUUACGGGGAGCAAAGGAUUGAGUGGGAUUGCAACAGAUGCAAGAGCAAAUCAUGCACAAGGAAGGUUUCUGUCGAAGCUUUCCCAAAGAUCCUCAUCAUACACUUCAACAGGUAUUCACCGAACAGCAAAAGUAUCCACAAAGCGUUCCUAAACUAUCCGGUUCAACUCACAGACAUGAAUGAUUAUAAGAUCAAGAAAAUCCGCAGCCUUAGGCUCUUCGGCGGCGGCCUCAAGUACCAGCUUCGCUCCGUGGCCUGCCACCGCGGCUCCAUGACCGGCGGCCACUACACCGCCAUCUGCAAGAAGGCCGACAGGUGGUUCAAGUUCAGUGACCAGCAGGUGGAGCCCGUCCAGUCACCGCUCGUCCAGGAGGCGCACAUCCUCUUCUACGAGGCGGAAUGAGCGAAAAGCAUUCUUCCGAAAUUGCCUUAGAACUGAUGUGAAGCACACACACACU
Molecule: messenger RNA, 927 nt
Organism: Penaeus vannamei (Pacific white shrimp)
Lineage: Eukaryota; Metazoa; Arthropoda; Malacostraca; Decapoda; Penaeidae
Source: RefSeq, a predicted model, not a curated record